This is a messenger RNA of Paramecium sonneborni, 354 nucleotides long. NCBI's taxonomy places the organism in Eukaryota, Ciliophora, Oligohymenophorea, Peniculida, Parameciidae. The record is from the annotation of a GenBank genome assembly.
AUGUAAAAUCAAUAUGGAUGGAACUUACUUUAAGCUCCAAUAAAUUUGUCAAUUAAUGCAAAUACUACUUAAUUGUGUUUAACUGAUUUGCCUCCUUAAACUAGAAAAGUGAAAUUAUAUAUUUGUUCAUAAUCAGGAAAUUGUUGUGGUGAUCAUAUAGUUACUUGGAGUUUAUUUACAAAGGUAGAUAUAACAAAAGUAACAGGACAUCCUUAUGACCAAAAUGCUUGGUCAGUAAUUAGUGAUAAUUGCACUUUGACACUUGAUGAGAGAAAAAUCAUAGAAGUAAGUAGAUACGGUAAUUUCCCAGCUGGAAAUUUUUCUAUCAGUGUAUAAGUCUUAGCAUAUAAAUGA